UCAAGAUGGCCGCGCCCAUGCCAAAUCACGUUUCAUAUUCAUUUUUGAGCUUUUAGAGCUAUGGAUAUAAUUCGUAACUUCGAAGCUGCCGCCACACUUAUGUCUUCGGACCCAAAUUCACAGUUGGCACUGGUGUCAAAGCGGCAGCACAUCAAACUUUCUCCAAAAUACCUUGGCAAUAUACGAACAGGAAUUUCUUGCCACAUGACCUGUGCUUUGGCCCGGUACACCAACGAACUGGAAGGAGCACCAGUUGCAUUUAAGAAUGUUAAAGUUGUUCAAAGAAUGGGGCGCAUCAUUGCAGACCAGACUUGCGUACAUUUUGAUGUUGAUGCUGACUUCAUUGUCUUUAAGCCAUCAGUCGGGUGUACCCUUAAAGGCAAGGUAAACAAAGUGACAAAAGAGCAUAUAGGAUGUCUGGUGCAUGGUUGCUUUAACGCAUGGAUGCCCCACAGCUGUCUCACCCAGAAGAAGGCCCUGGACAUCCUCCUGGGAUCUGAGCUCGAGUUCACUGUAGAAUCAAUCAACACUCAUAAUGUCAUGUCUGUGAAAGGGAAGUUUGGAAAACUCAUACCAAAGCCAGGUGUGAAGCCUGAUGAGCCUGAUAUUGAGGUGAAAAAGACCCGGAAAAAGAAGAAAAACAAAAAAGAACAACCUGACUGUGUUUCUGUUGAUAACGAAACUGGAUUGGGUGAGGAGACAAUCCUAGCAGGUGCAGGCACCAACAUUGAGAUUGGGCUGGACUCCUCUGGGCUGGAACCAGUCUUCUCAAGCACGCAGGUGGAGGGUGGGGAAGUUACACAACCCGGCAAGAAGGCCAAGAAGCACAAAAAGAAGAAUAGAGAAACAGAUGAUUCAGUUAAUGAAUUAACUACAAGCAGUGGGUUUAAUAGUGUUUUAGAUGGUGCUUCUACUAGUGACAGCUUUAUGAAGAAAAGUGAAUCAGACUGCAAUGAAGUAAUUCAUAAAAAGAAGAAGAAAAAACACAGUAGAUCAGAAUUAAGCUUUGAGAAUGGUUUAUCACAUGAAGAGUCUGUAAAUGUGUCUGAUAUGAAUGAUGGUGUGUUUCAAGCAAGUUACUCUGCAAACAAGAAAAAUAGAAAAAGGAAACAUAGUGAAAGUGUUCAAAACAAUGGUAGAUGUGAGGCCAAUAAAACAUCAUCACUCGAGGAUUCUGCUGAAGUGCUCUAUCCUAAGAAAAAACACAAGAAAAACAAGAAAACAGAUCCUGACAGAGAUCCCAGUUCAAAUCUCACAAGUAUAGAAAACCAGGAUGAAACGCAAGAACAGUCAAUGCAUUCAAAAAACAAGAAGAAACAUAAAAAAGGACAAAAAUGAUAAUAUCAUGGUAUAUGACUGCAAGCCAUGUUUGUACAAACUUUGUCUUCAAACCGAUUUUUUAUCAGCAUAGUUAUCGAAAUAUUGAAAACCUGAGCAAUGUUUCAAAAAGCGAACUUAUCCGCCGCAACUUCAUAUAGCAAAUAAUGAAACAUGACACUAAGGUUAUCGUAAACGAUCUGCAAUGGGCACUGAUUACAAAACAUAUUUGUGGCAUUAAUUUUUUUUAGUUGAUCUUAUUUUCAACUUAUACCUAUUUUUAGGUAUUUAGACCUAUAUGUAAUGAAAUUUUGAUGCCCAGUAACUUAUACAUUAAUGCUAUGGUCAUGUCCAGACUGUCAUUACAUAAUGAUUUAGCCUAAAUUAAUAGUUGUAAAAUAUGUAUAAACCAGUAGAAACCAGUGUAUUUCUUGUAUUGCUAGUUGAUUUUCAUUUUAGUUAUACAUGUUAUGUCAAAUAUAAGAUUGUAACACUUAUGGUAAAGCUAUUGCAUUGUUUCUAGCAGUUAAUGAAAUAGAACAUUGGUUUUUUACAAUGUUAUUUAUGUGUAUUAUCUGACUGUAUCAAAUGUAUUUGUGCAUUUUAAAAUGUCAUGGCAAGUUGAAAGUUGUUUUAACUUAUCUUGAUAAUAAAUUUAAAUAUGGACAAAAAAUGUAUAGCUGAAGAACAAUAAGGAGGCUUGACUACUCGCCCCAGCAUCAGUGUCACACCGAUGUUUAGGACAAUCACAAAAUGAGGUUGCAUAACUCUGUAUUAUCUUAAAUACAAAUUAUGGCCCCUGACUGACUUUGGAACUUAGGUUAAAGUUUAAUGGCACAUUGUGUCAGGUUAAAGGUGUAGAGCAAGCUGGGAUUUUUAGUAAAAACUUCUAUACCUUUCGUUCAAUUGAUGUAAUACAUGUGUACUUCACACAAUUAUUGAGGGCCAUCUUACAAUUAGGUUACAUACGGUAACUCAAUGUUAACCUUAAAUACAAAUUAUGACCUUUUUAUUUAGCUCUUUUUCGACAGGCACAUUUCUAUAUUUUUAACCAGGUUCUCACUAUAGUGAAACCUGGUUAUUAGAAAGGCGUGCUUCAUUGUUCGGGUGGUAGUCAAUUUCACCUAUGGUAUCGAAUAAUUUAAGUUUGACAUAGAGUGACCAAACUGUAGAGAAAGGGACCUUUCAUUGGAUUGCGCUUCGGGUCCCUAGGCUCAAGGGCAAGGUCACUUCUACUAUGAAUAGAAAAAUGGUUGGGACUUAAUAACUUUAGUUAGGGUUGACAUAUUGCAACCAAACUUGGUAUAUAGAAAGAGUUUAUAGAAACCUUUUUGUGGGAUUGUGUUUGGGGCCCCAGGAGUCAUGGUCAUGGUCACUGUUGUUUUAAAUAGAAAAAUGGUUAGUACUGCAUAACUUAACAAACUUGGUAUAAAGGAAAGGUUUAUGGAGACCUUUCAUUGGAUUGUGUUUAGGGCACCAAGGGUCAAGGUCAUUGUUACUAAAAUAGAUAACUGUUUGGUACUGAAUCAUUUUAGUUAGGGUAGGCAUAUGUAGGAAGGGUUUAUGGAGAAGUUACACUGGAUUCCGUUUGGCGCCCCUAGGGUCAAUGUCACUGUAACUUUAAAUAGAAGAAAAAAAACAGUUGAACCUGAAUCUCUGAUCAAAGGCUGAAGUUCUUCAGUCAAUCAUUGAAAACCUGGCUUAAUCGUAUUGCGGCGUUUCUUGUUUACUUUUUAACUGGACUUUUUUUAAAUGCUUUUGACAGGCACAUAUAACAUUAUAUUGUAUUCAUUUAUAAGCCAAUGCAGCAUAAAGUCUAGCGGGCUGUCUUAUGACAGCUCUUGUUUACUUCACUGUGAUUGUCCGGUGUUCUACCUUCAUUCUUUGUCAUUCUACCUUUUCAAACAUGACUCCUUUUUUGUUAUUGCCCAUUGUUCUUUCAGAAUACCAGGUAUUUUCUGCAUAACAACUCGAAAACAGUUUGACCUAGGAGGACCAUAAACUCUACUAUAAGGUUGUCCUAAAGGUUUUAAGUGACAGUAGGUCAGUAUGUUUUGGAAAGCUAUGAUCGCACAAUAACUUUGAUAAUGCUUUGACGUAGGAUCUUAAAACUCCCGAAGACUGUCCUUAGCACCAUAUGUGUUUUGGUUAGUAGGUCUCAAGUCCCAAGUAAUAUUCAUUUUUUUUUUUGAAAACUCGAAUAAUUUGAGAAUUUGAUGAAGGAUCAUGUAGCUCCAUUAGCUUAGAGGCUGCCUGUGUCUUUUGUUUUUGGCAUCAGUAGAUCAUAAUUAAAAACAUUUAUUUGAAAACUUUGUCCUAACAAUAACAAUUUGACAUGGACCCAUGAAACUUUGUAAGUUGCUCUUCAUCAUUAGAUGUGCGUCUUGCCCGAAAGUAGAAUAAACUUCAAUGAUUAAACUUGGCACAAUAUCAUGUGCUAGUGUGGUCUUGUCUUAUGGGGGAAAAGGGAGAACCUGGUGCUGUAUUCAAUAAGCAUCUUAGUAACAAUUUACAACUUAGUGAAAAAUGGCCUUUUUUCUAUUAAAUUUGA
This is a messenger RNA of Mya arenaria, 3868 nucleotides long. RefSeq names its product DNA-directed RNA polymerase I subunit RPA43-like. Gene Ontology annotation, cellular component: RNA polymerase I complex. The transcript has 4 exons. The coding region runs from base 61 to 1338 and encodes 425 amino acids. NCBI's taxonomy places the organism in Eukaryota, Metazoa, Mollusca, Bivalvia, Myida, Myidae. Gene Ontology annotation, biological process: DNA-templated transcription initiation. The record is from RefSeq and is a predicted model, not a curated record.